Cryptotermes secundus is the source of this 7139-nucleotide messenger RNA. It is a transcript of the gene HDAC4, whose product is annotated as histone deacetylase 4. Gene Ontology annotation, cellular component: histone deacetylase complex. Gene Ontology annotation, molecular function: histone deacetylase activity. Gene Ontology annotation, biological process: negative regulation of transcription by RNA polymerase II; chromatin organization. Lineage: Eukaryota; Metazoa; Arthropoda; Insecta; Blattodea; Kalotermitidae. The record is from RefSeq and is a predicted model, not a curated record. Bases 304 to 3582 code for a protein of 1092 amino acids. The transcript is spliced from 24 exons.
CAGCAGUGCACGCCUGAGUCGGGAGCUGUAUAUAGUGGCUGUGUUUGUUACGAAGUGAUGUCGAAGUGUCGAGUGGUUCACGUGUGGUCAUGAAAACAGCAGUAGGCACAAAGAAGUGAUUGCUCCAGGUACUUUGUUGUGAAGUGCAGGUGAAUGAGUGCAGUGUUCAGAGGGAAGUACUGUGCAUCAAACUGAAUAAGAAUUUUGCUUUAACACGUAUUUGGACUCGUGUGUUUGUGUGUGUGUUAAAAGUCACUGACUGUAUGAGGUGCAGUAGGACAAUAUUGUGUUACUGAUACAUCUAUGGCACUUCAGGAUUAUGGUAGCUGCAGUUAUACGAUGCACCACCACAACCAGUUAGAAGACGUGGGGUCAUACCGGAAUGUAGAAAUAAGCUCAGCCUUCACCCACCUGCCGCAAAAAGAUAUGGCGAGGGACUCCCCGGUAGGCAGCCCUGUUGUGUCUAGGAGGACCGAUCUCAAUAAUGUGAACAACACUUACCACAUUGACCCUGGCCUACACGAGCAGGCGUUCCAGCAGCAGAUCCUGCAGCUGAAGAAGCAACAACAGCUGCAGCAACAGAUUCUGCUGCAGCACUUUCAAGCACAGCAAGCGCAGCUUGCGGAACAACAUGAACAACAGUUGCAACAACAUCUCAAGAAGGCAGAGAAAGCAGCUAUGCGAUUUCAUCGACAGCAGGCUAUGGAGUUCUGGGAACAGCAGAAGCAAUUGGAAGAGCAGCGUGAACGACGUGAGAAAGAGAAGCUGGAGGCCCUCAAGAAGAAAGAUAAGAAUGAACACAGUGCCGUAGCUUCUAAUGAAGUUAAACGGAAGUUGAUGGAUUUCCUGCAGAAAAAACAGGAAGCAGCAGCUGCUGCUGCCGCCAAUGGAACACUGCCUGUUGGUUCUCCCUCUGGAUAUAGAAACUGGAGUGUACUGCAGGCUCCACAAGGGAGUGAUGCAAGUUCCUCUGUAACAAGCAUCAAUCCAGCCACAGGAGUUGCGCACUCAUAUCGGAUGCAGUCCAUGAUGCCCAAAUUUGAUGAUGAUUUUCCUCUCAGGAAAACUGCCUCCGAGCCGAACCUCCUGAAGGUACGCCUCAAGCAAAGAGUGAUGAACAACCAUCGCAAUAGCCCCUUGGCCAGGCACAAAGAUCGCCACCUCAGCACACUGAAGAGGAAGUCGCAGCUAGCAAUUGAUACUUCAAGUAGCAAUCCAGACUCAGGCCCCAGUUCCCCACCCAGUGUUGCCAAUGCUCAGCCUUCUCCAACUGCAGGCAGAAAUACACCCAUACAAGAGGAAGGUGAAGUCUCACCAUAUGGACCACUGGCCAGCAGUAGUCACCAGGGUAGCAUGAGUGACCUGUCUUUGUACAGCAGUCCAUCUAUGCCGAACAUCUCCCUGGGUCGUCCACCCAUCCACUCCAGCUUAUCGGAAGGAGCCAAACUUGCACCGGUCUCAGAAGCGGAAGUACGAGCUGCAUGUACAGCUAGAUUGGGCAUGCCCCUUACAGGACAGAUGUUACCUGGAACUCUUCCUUACUACCCCACUCUGCCAGUUAUUGAUGGUGACUACAGCAACCCCAACUCUCCUGGGUACAUUCAUAAGCAGAUGCAGUCCCUGGAACAAGCUCGACCUGGAAACUUGCUGCCGAGCGUGUAUCAGGGCGCUCCAAUCACAGAUACUCAGGUGGCACAUGCAAGGUUGAAUAAGCAAGGACACCGCCCUCUGGGACGUACCCAGUCAGCUCCACUACCUCUGGGACAUCCUAUGUUGGCAGGAAGCAGCAUUGCCAUUGUUCCCACUCAUUAUGAGGAGUACCUUCCAGAGAAGCAAUUGUAUGACCAGCAGCAGGCUCAUAACUUUCUUAAGCAGCAAAUUCGGCAGACAGUUUUAACCAGGGUUGGAGGCAGAGGUCAGUCAAGUGGGGGGCAGCUGGAUGAAGCUCCAGAAACCGAGGAGUCGGCUGAGGUAAUAGAUCUGACAGAUAGAAAAGGGAGUGAGGAGAGUGAGAUCUCAAAACAGCAACGUGACCGGGAGCAGUUCUUGCAGCAGCAGCGGGACUUGAUGAUGAGAAACACACUUCAAGUCAGCGAGGGUUCUGCCUUCAGUCCAAGGUCAUCUCACAUAGCAAGACCACUAUCACGGGCAUUAUCCAGCCCAUUAGUAGCCCUAGGCCCAACGGACAUUCCUGCUUCAUCAUGUGUCGCAGUCAGCAAUCACUGCAGCAGUGCAGUGGGUGGAUCUGGACCACACAGACUUACAACAGGACUGGCAUUUGACAGUCUGAUGUUGAAACAUGCCUGCAUCUGUGGUGAUAAUUCGAGUCACCCAGAACAUGGGGGAAGACUUCAGAGUGUGUGGGCUCGUCUGAUGGAAACGGGGUUGGUCCAGAGAUGUGACCGUGUGAGAUCCAGGAAGGCUACCUUGGAGGAGAUACAAGCCUGCCACAGUGAAGCACACGCUCUGUUGUUUGGUACAAAUCCAUUGAAUCGUCAGAAGUUAGACAUGAGCAAACUGUCACAGCUUCCCAUUAAGAGCUUUGUGCGUCUGCCUUGUGGUGGUAUCGGUGUAGAUUCAGACACGACGUGGAAUGAACUGCACACAGCGCCAGCUGCUCGUAUGGCUGUUGGUUGUGUUGUUGAUUUGGCAUUCAAAGCUGCUGCAGGAGAUAUAAAGAAUGGGUUUGCUGUAGUUCGGCCACCUGGACAUCAUGCUGAGGCCUCUCAGGCAAUGGGCUUCUGCUUCUUCAAUUCAGUUGCUAUUGCAGCCCGUCUGCUGCAGCAGAGGCUGGACAUGCAGCGGAUUCUCAUUGUGGACUGGGAUGUGCACCAUGGUAAUGGAACUCAGCAGAUGUUCUAUGAUGAUCCAAGAGUGUUAUAUCUCUCUAUUCAUCGUCAUGAUGAUGGUAACUUUUUUCCAGGCACUGGAGGACCAACAGAGUGUGGUGCUGGUGAAGGAGUUGGGUUCAAUGUGAAUCUAGCAUGGUCUGGUGGCCUUGCCCCACCAAUGGGAGAUGCAGAAUACUUGGCAGCUUUCAGGACUGUUGUUCUGCCUAUUGCAAAAGAAUUUGCACCAGAAAUUGUCUUGGUGUCUGCUGGUUUUGAUGCAGCUGCUGGCCAUGCUGCUCCGCUUGGAGGUUAUAAGGUGUCACCCGCAUGUUUUGGUCACAUGACACAACAGCUCCUAAAGUUAGCUGAUGGAAAGGUGAUCUUGUCACUGGAAGGCGGGUAUGAUCUUCCGUCCAUCUGUGACUCAGCUCAAGAAUGUGUCCGUGCUUUGCUAGGAGAUGACCCCAGUCCUUUGCGAGAGGAGGAGUUGAUGCGAUUGCCAUGUCACAAUGCUAUUGACACAUUGCAGAAAACAAUUGCCAUUCAGCUCCCUCAUUGGCCAUGCAUCAAGCGCACAGCGCAUACAGCUGUCUGUUCAGCUGUGGAAGCUGUACAAAAGGAGAAGGAUGAAUCAGAGACAGUGACUGCAAUGGCUAGUUUGUCAAUGCAACAACAAAGCAACAGUUUACAGACACCUGAGCAUUCCCGAGGCUCAUCAGAGGAACCAAUGGAGCAGGAUGAUGCUAAGUGAAGCUGUUGCAGAGUGCUGGACUAAGCUGCCAUGUUGUGGGCAUAUCACAUCUAUUGUCAGCAAGUUGUGGGUCGGUUGGUGGUGAAAAUAGGUUUGGUUUUGGAGGUCUGGAUGCUAGAUACUUUGUCUGCGGAACAGUGGCGGAUGUCUAUGCGAGGUGUCUGUGAUUUGGCUACUUUAAACGAAGAGCUGAGUACACCAAACUAUGAAAAUGUAUGCUCUUACUUCUCUGGUGGUUAGCUUUCAAUUUUUACGAAUGACAAAUACUUUCGUAAUUUCAAGAAACAAGGCUAACAAAUUGUAAUGAGGCUGUGUUUAGACUGUUAUGUUGGGAAGCCCCGGUGAACUGCCAACGUUCGUGUUACUUAAAAUUCCUAAAGAAGGGGGAUGGUAAGUGGCAUUAGAGCAAUUUAUGAAUGCUUUAGAGCUGAAAAAUAUAUCUCAGAAUGGCUUUAAGUAGCUGACAUAGUUGAAUUCUCUUUAAUGGUGGAAUUGAAUUUAAUUUAUAAAGGGAGAUGGACACCAUUUCUUCACGUUACAUUGUAAUGCCACCUGGGGUUUGAUGACUGAUCAGUUAUUUUGGAUGAUGGUUGCUCAAUUUCAUGAGAAUUUUUCUCCCUUUUUGUCUUUUCAUUGUUGGUGUUUGGUAGUAUUUUGCUGUACGCUGCUGACUGGAGAGAGCAGAAAGGCUGGUUGGUCAUGUUUGGUGCUUUGACAUUAUCAGAAUGAAGAAGUCAGAUGUAUUUCAUGACUGUUCUUAUAAAGGCAACGAAAUACUAUGAAACUUGUUGGACUAAUUGGGUCAGAGAGUGCCUCAAAUCAUACAAAAUUGUUUCUUUAAAGUAAAGAAAAGACAGUAGUAUUAGUGAGCUGAUGCUGAACACUUGAACACAGUAUAGGUUCAGUCAUGUAAAAGCUUAUAAUUAGAUGAAAUAUUAUUGUCAUUGUAUUUAUAGAAGAUUAUUCAUAUGUGAGAAAUAUUUAAAACAAAAAGUGCAGGACACUUAUUUAUAGAGUUUUCUAAGAUCAUUGGAGCAAAGUUUUCCAUUUGUUAUAAAAAUUGUGGCAUUGCAAAACAAUCGAAUUCUAAGAUUCUGUACAGAAUGUUUCUAUAAUAGUUAAUAAUCACUAGGGCUGAAUUGAGUUAUUAAUAUACCUUUUUUUCAGAUGCUGAAGUGAUAGUUGUGCAGUACAGUUGUUAAUUUUGGUAUUUAUAUACCAUGUAUCUUUAAAACUGGCUAGAUUGUUUGUAUGUUGGAAAAACAAAAAUAACAAAAAUAAUGUGUGAUAAUUGUGCAUACAGAAAGAAGAGCAUUUAUUUUUAUGUGAAGCAUUUUAAAUUUCAAACAUGUUGUAAUAGAUAACAUUUUUUCAAGGUAAAUGGAGUGUGAAAUAUGGCAAAACAUAGAAGAACGUUUUCAGGGGUUCUGUUUAAGAUUUGUGGUUGAGGUGAACAGAUGUAAUACAAAUAUAUAAAAGUCUUGCUGUCCAUGCCUCUGUUGAAAGUGUGAGAGAUUUUAUUGUGAAGCUUCAGAGGAAGCUUGCCUAAUAUUGUUAAUUGUUUAGAAUAUUUUAUCCAUAUGGUUAAUUUUUAAAGAAUAGCAAGUGACAGUUGAUAUGAUAUAAUGUGAAGGGUUGUGACUGGAUGUAUAUAGUGUACUUGGAAUCAUAAGUUUUAUAUAGAUACUGUCUUACAUUCCUGUUGGAGUAACAUAACUAAAGUUGAAAGUGUUUUCCAUACUUUUUCUAAGUUGAUUCAUCAUCAGAAGGAGGGAUAUGUGUCUGUGCAAUUUUGAGGGCAGGACUUCAGUGCUCUGUUUCUCAGUUGGAGAUAAUGUCAGUGUUUUAUGUUAUAAGUAACCAAAACUGUUUCAUACAUGUUCAGUAUUAGUAGAAACAUAUGCUUUUAACUAAUUAAUUUUGGUUGAAAAGCAAAUUGGUGUUUUAGUUCUGUUGGCUGUAAAAUUCCAAUAUGAUCAAUUAAUAUGUUGCUUGGAGAAAGUGGACCUGUUGGUGUAACAUAUAAUGUGUAAUACAUAGUUGAACAAUAUUAACAAAUUAGAUUAUGAUGAUCAUGUUGAGUAUCAUUCUUUAGUAUGAAACUGAUCUAUAUGAACUGGAUCCCUGUAAUUUUUGCAGUGUGAUCGAAUGGGCAUACACCCAGCAGACAAACAAGCACAGAUUGUAUUUAUUUAUUUAAAAUAUGUUGAGUCUUAGACAUGUUUUCAUCCAUGUGGAGCACCUAUUAGAAUCACAGUUUGUCCGUCUGUCUGUAUGUAUGAAACAACUUGAGAACCACUGAACAGUUUUCAUGAAAUUUGAUGUUGGGUAAUUUAACUAAAAUUUGUCAACCCAUUCCAAUUAUGGAUGAAAUCAGAGGCUUCAUUAGAGAACAUAUUACAUGAAGACCUAUGCACAUUUGUUCAUAUAUUUCAAACUUAAGUCAUGCAUAACGAACCAAAUAUUUAUGAGAGAAAAAAUUGAACUGAAGUUUUAGAGAAAAAUGAAACACAUUUUAUGCCUGAUGUACAUUUUCAGUAAGUCUUAAGGAUUUAUAGAUAAUUGAACAAAAGGGAGUGAACAUGCCGAAAUUGUUACUCUGUGUGUACAUUUCCUAACUUGUGUGGAAUGUAAUAAAUGAUAACGCGAACUUCACAACGGAUUGUUAAUUUGUGAAACGUAAGUUGUUUUACCGUAAUUUUAAAAGUAAAAAAUUGUGAUAAUUAACUUUCAUAUAUGUAACAUGUACAUAAAUAGAUAGGACCUAUGACAGUUCUAGGACAAGAUAUCCAGGUGUGCAGAAAUUCUAGAAAGCAACCUGAUGUGUGUUAAUUGUCCCUUAUAUGCUGUUUGAUAUACAAUGCUGAAAAACGUUUAUUGGUGUAAGAAGAUGGAAUCCUUUGUUUAAUCACUUGCCCGUUAUAAAUGUUUUAUGUAAAAAGAAAGCAAAUGACUAUCCAGAAAUACAUUGAAAAUCGUAUCUUGAUGGUGGUGGUGAUAAUGAUAAUGAAAAUGUAAUUACUUGCCUAUAUAUACACAUAGAGUACACGUAUGAAAAUAAUUUAAAUUCUGUUAUUUAUUAGAGCAUUUCUAACAGCUAAGUCUGUAAUAGGCAUGCACUUGAAAUACAUAAAUACAGAAGAAGACAAAAAUUGACAGCAGCAACAGUUAUAAUAAUAAGGAAGGAAAGAAAGAAAGAAAGAGAAAAUGUAACAAUUAAUUGAAUAGGAUUACACAAAGGUAAAGUGUCAUCUAGGAAAUUGCAUUGCUUCCAAAAAUUUCAGCAAAUUGACAUUACUGUUAACAGCGCUGGCAUGCCUGCCUGAUUAUUGCUUUCAGCGAAAAUGAACAAGUCACUAAUUAAGUUAGUGGGUGCACAAAGACCUACAGUAUUUGCAAUAGACUGGUAUUUUAUAUUAUCCUUUAAAAAGAAACGAAGGUGGCAUUGUCUGGCAAAAAAUGUUUUUUUUUGAUUUUAGACAUUCCAAGAUCAGGUCAUACUUACUGACUUACUCAUGGAGCUGAGCUCUUCUGGAGAAGUCGCCAAUUCUGCAGCU